Drosophila persimilis is the source of this 1938-nucleotide messenger RNA. RefSeq lists its product as uncharacterized. NCBI's taxonomy places the organism in Eukaryota, Metazoa, Arthropoda, Insecta, Diptera, Drosophilidae. The coding region runs from base 1 to 1938 and encodes 645 amino acids. The transcript has a single exon. The record is from RefSeq and is a predicted model, not a curated record.
AUGUUACGGCUAAAUGAGAUAACUUUCCGCAAAAUUGGGCUUUGUGUGAUCCUCUCGUGUCUGGCCCUGUACGCAUACGUGUGCAAGGACAUGGACACGGGCCCCAAAAUUAGCAAUGCAUUCUUUGUGAACAACGAGGGCUGCAAAAUGAUUGCCCUGGAUGUGACGAGCCCUGAGAUAGAAGGAUACAUAAAAAAGCCACCCGGUGAAUACAAGUGCAUCGAUGCAACAUGGUUUGGAACGAAACUCAUCAAAGGAAGCUGGUAUCUGAAGUUAAUUCGCGACAUUGAUCAGAUACUGAUUGAUCAUAAACUAGAUAAUCAAACCAAAAUACAAUGCGAGUAUGAUCGGUUUGACGGAAAGAGUGACUGGCAAUUGGAACACUACAGAACGGUUACAUUUAAUUUGGUACCCCCAUAUCGCUGGAAGCUGGAACCGUCUAUGUACCUGCGUGUGUUUUGCUACAAUUCUACGAAAUUAAUGCAUGAAGAUGCUCAUUUCGUCAUCCAGCCACCACCGCAGGAGUUACUCGAACAAUCAAGAAGCUUGAAGAAAUGGGACCGAGGGAAUAAAACGGAACCUGCAGAAUCUGCCUCGGAUCCUCUCAUUUCUGUAAUGAUUCUGGGAUUGGAUAGUGUGUCCCAUCUGAACUUUCUGCGUCAAAUGCCGCGCACAGCCAACUACCUCCGUCAUCAAAUGUCUCACGUCGAGUUCUGGGGCUACAACAAGGUUGGCUUGAAUACCUUUCCGAACCUGAUUGCCAUGUUGACGGGGAAGAGUGAAGAGGAGAACGAGAAGUAUUGGAAGAAGAUUCAGCGCAUGGACAACUGUCCUGUAAUUUGGAAAGACUUUAAAAAGGCCGGCUAUAAUACCAGCUUUGGUGAGGAUUAUCCGGAAAACAGUCUGUUUAACUUCUUAAAACCUGGAUUUGGCUCAAAACCUACCGAUCACUACCUACGUCCAGUCUUGAAUUCCAUUAUGAGGACUUUUAGCGAAGAUUCCAUUGCUUGGUGCUCAGCGGGCCGCACAAUCACUGAUAUAUUGUUGGAAAUGGUGGAGAAUUUGCUGCCCCAUAUGCAAAGGCAUCCAUUCUUUUCGUUAUUUUGGUGGGGACAGGGCUUCCAUGACCAUUUAAAUUUCCCUUCGGUGGUCGAUCAGCGCUUUGUGCGACUACUGAGGCGUCUCGAUGAUACUGGAAUCACCAACAAUACCUUCAUAUUCUUCAUGUCUGAUCACGGCUCGAGUUGGGGCUCGUUCCGGAAAACCUUUCAGGGUAUGCUGGAGGAUAAUCAACCCAUGCUGUUCACCCUCUAUCCCAAGUGGAUGAAGGAACGCUAUCCGCUGGCCAUCAAGAACCUGGAGAGCAAUAGUCACAGUCUGAUCACAACAUAUGAUAUGCACGAGACCAUGCGGGACCUUCUCCAUCUGGAUUCAUUGCAGGAGAAUCGUCUCAAAGAGAAGUCAAGGCUGCUGUGGAAGCUGCGGGGCCCUGAAACACCGCGUGGCGUCAGCCUCUUUCUGCCAGUGCCUUCGUGGCGCACUUGCAACACCUCCAACAUCCCUGUUGCAUAUUGUCUGUGCCAAGAGCUGACUCCUCUGCCAUUGGACGCUCGAGAAGUGCAGCUUGCCGCCCAAACAGCUGUCCUUUCGAUGAAUCAGCUGCUAGAGACCUAUCUAAUGUGCGAACAGCUCCAGCUCAAGAACGUGUCUAGCGCCUACUCAUCGGCCCCUCAUAUGACCAAGAAACAUGAUAUGAGAGACAUCACUGUGCGCUUCGAAACGAUUCCAGGCGAUGCUUACUUUGAGGCCACUUUACGGGCGACGCGUGGUGUAUUAUCCCUGGUUGGAGAAAUCGUUCGGAUUGACGAUAGUAGCAACUUCAACAGCAACUGCAUUAGCGAGGUCAAACUGUUUCCUUACUGUUAUUGUGGAUUGUAA